This is a messenger RNA of Panicum virgatum (switchgrass), 1072 nucleotides long. Its product is annotated as BTB/POZ and MATH domain-containing protein 2-like. The annotation marks the transcript as partial. Lineage: Eukaryota; Viridiplantae; Streptophyta; Magnoliopsida; Poales; Poaceae. Gene Ontology annotation, biological process: protein ubiquitination. Gene Ontology annotation, molecular function: protein binding. The record is from RefSeq and is a predicted model, not a curated record. The transcript has a single exon.
AGAUUGCUCAACCAGGGCACUGGGCCAUCCUUAACAGUGCACAAGGAGGCAUCGAGAGUAUUUGACACCAAUGAGCGCAGCAGGUGUGCUCUGUGUGUGGUAAAACGGAAACUGUUUGAAUCAACGACGUACCUUCAGGAUGAUCGCCUCACAAUCGAAUGUAUUAUCACUGUUAGCAAAGAACCACGGGUAACAGGAACCAAAUCGUUCCCAAGGAUCGAAGUGCCGCCAUCUGAUAUUGUAGAGCAUUUUGGCAAGCUUUUGGAAACAAAGGAAGGUGUGGAUGUCACAUUCAGUGUUGGUGGAGUCGAUUUGAAAGCACACAAGAUGGUGCUCGCCGCUCAGUCACCCGUCUUCAGAGCGGAACUCUAUGGACCUAUGAAGGAGGGAGGAACAGAGCCCAUAGUCGUUGAAGAUAUUCAUCCUGAUGUUUUCAGGGGCCUUCUCCAUUUCAUCUAUAAUGACUCAUUGCCUCCUUUUGAUGAUCUCAUGGAAGAUGAUUAUGGUGAAAUGAUCCACCACUUGCUUGUGGCUGCGGAUCGAUAUGCCAUGGAGAGGCUAAAGCUCAUGUGCCAAAGCAUCCUCUGCGAAGGUCUUCAUGUGCAGACAGUGGCAACCACGUUGGCUUUAGCGGAUCAACAUCACUGUGAUAUGCUUAAGGAUGCCUGCAUUGAGUUUAUCAUCUGUUCAAAUGCAAUGGAUGCUGUGGCAGCGACCCCCGGUUACAAGAAUCUGAAAAGAACUUGCCCAUCUGUUGUGAUAGAAGCAUUGGAGAAGACAAGUAGGAUUCGUAGAGCAUGACCAGCUCAUCUUAAGUAGAGUUUAUCAGGGGAGAAUCAGUCCAUCAUUUAAAUGAAUAGUCUGUCAGCUUUUGCCAGAGGAGCUCAUCCUAAACUGAUGAGCAGCUCACUGUUUUAUGAAUCUAAGGGAGGUUAGUGUAAUUCUGAAGUUGUGGGGGGCUAGCAUGCUUGUUUUGUUAUAUCCUCUCAUCCUAAUAUGCUAAUUGUUAGUGCAGGCAGUAUGCUUAUUGUAUCUUUUGGAUGCUUGAAUGCAUGAUUGUCUAUUCUUCGCA